AUGGAUAGAUGGAAUUCCACAUAUCUUAUGUUAGAGGCAGCCGAAAAGUUUGAAACAACCUUUGAUAGGAUGCAUGAAGAGGAUGUGCAAUUUAGUUCUUACUUUAUGGAGGUAGAUGGAAAUGGGAAACAGAAGCACAUAGGUCCUCCCAAGGGUGAGGAUUGGGUGAAUGUCAUAAUGUUUUAUAAUUUUCUCUGGCUUUUUUAUGAGGUAACUCUACGUUUUUCUGGUUCUUUAUUUGUUAUUUCAAAUACUUAUUUUUGUGAGCUAGUGGGUAUUCAAAAUGAAUUUCAUAGAUUGUGUGGCAUUGAUGGUGAUCCUCUCUUAAAAAAAAUGGCACAAUCUAUGAAGGAAAAAUAUGAGAAGUAUUGGGGAGACAUUGAAAAUAUGAAUUUGAUGAUGUUUAUUGCCGUGGUUCUUGACCCAAGAUAUAAGAUGAAAUAUUUGAAAUAUUGGUUUAAUAAGUGGUAUUCAAAAGAGAAGGCAGAGUGUGCUUUAAAAUUGGUAAGGGAUGCUUUAGAUGAGUUGUAUGCCCACUAUGCAAAGAGUACUAAAUUAUCAAGUGCUAGUGGUAAUGGGCAGGCCACUAAUGUUGGUUCUUCAAUAGAAUCAAGUGCUAGUUUUCCAUAUGAUCCAUGGAAGAUUGCUUCACAUGAGUUCGAUGAACACAUAGCUACAGAAGAUGAUAAUGAAUGCACUACUGAUGUGGACAAAUAUCUUAAUGAAGCUAGUGAAAAAAAUAGGGAGGGUUUUGAUAUUUUGGCUUGGUGGAAGGUGAAUUCUACUAGAUAUGUAAUCCUUUCCGAGGUAGCAUGA
This is a messenger RNA of Quercus robur (English oak), 816 nucleotides long. RefSeq names its product zinc finger BED domain-containing protein RICESLEEPER 1-like. The coding region runs from base 1 to 816 and encodes 271 amino acids. Gene Ontology annotation, molecular function: DNA binding; protein dimerization activity. NCBI's taxonomy places the organism in Eukaryota, Viridiplantae, Streptophyta, Magnoliopsida, Fagales, Fagaceae. The transcript has a single exon. The record is from RefSeq and is a predicted model, not a curated record.